CAAAAUUUUACAUUGUGCCUAAUUAAGCUGGAUAAAUAAAGAAAGAAGGCGUUUAUGAAUUUUUAAACACCUGCCACCUAGCGGUUAUUGGGGUGAAUUAGCCAGUUGCCACGUUGCUGUAAGGACAACAGACUUGGAGCCUCACACACCGGGAGGAUGCAGUUUAUGUUUCUCCACACACGGUGGUGGACACACAACUUCCUGCUAGCUAACGCACAGCUUUGUAUCAGCUUGCUGUCUGGUGGUGGGGGAGCCCGUCCCUUGGCUUCAAAAUGCUAACGGAUCGGAUUUUAGAGGAAGAGUUUGAGAAGGAUGAAAAGUCUUGGUACGACCCGCAGGACCUUGAACACGAUCUCCACUUGGCAGCAGAGCUGGGAAAAGCCCUCCUGGACAGGAACCACGAGCUGGAGCAGGCCCUGCAGCAGAUGUACGCCACCAACCAGGAGCAGCUGCAGGAGAUCGAGUACCUGACCAAGCAGGUGGAACUGCUGCGCCAGAUGAACGACCAGCAUGCCAGAGUGUAUGAGCAGCUGGACACGGCCGCCAGGGACCUGGAGCAGGGCAACCACAAGCUCAUACAGGACAGUCGCCUGUCCCAGCAGAAGAUCCAAAGUCUAACAGACACAAUCGAAGUUUUGCAGACCCACAUGGAGGAGCUGCAGAGUCAGGUGGACAAGCUCAAGACUGACCAGGCAGAGCGCAGACGCAGCCUCGGAGCGCAGAGCGUGUCCUGCCUCAAGGAACUGUAUGACCUACACCAUGACAGGCAUCUAGCCCACAAAAGCCUGCAUGUGGACGGACUCUGGCCACCUCAGGACACUCUCUGCGACCGGGACCGACGUCAAGACCCCGAGGAGGAGAAGGUGGCUCUGCAGCGCUCCAUCCAGACCCUCAAAAGCCAGAUAGCUGUGGAGAGGAGCCGCCGAGAGGCCGCCGAGAAGGAGACUGAGCUGACAGCCAGGGAGUACAGCGGCUUGGAGCAGCGGCUGGCUCUGCUUGCUGGCUGCCAGGCCAGGCUGAGGGAGCUGGAGGCUGAAGUGGAGCAGCUGCGACUUUGCUGGCGCGCCGACUGUGCCAGUGUACGAAGACCGGAUCAGCUGCUGUUGCCGGACACGGUGUUUUUUGCCUCGGAGGAAAAGCCCAGUUCGUGGGAGAGUGAGGCAGAGGAGAAGGCGGAGAACGGCGAUGACCAGAGAAGACACCGCCGCCAGAGGUGCAACAGUGACAGUGUUCUGAGAGCGACCAAUCCCGAUGAAAUCCGCCGUGGCCACGAGCAGCUGUGCAUUAGAAGAGCGGAGGCGGUGAAACAGAGGGGCAUCUCUCUGCUCAACGAGGUGGACGCACAGUACAGCGCGCUGCAGGUGAAAUAUGACGAGCUGCUGCGGCGGUGCCAGCUAGCGUCAGACGAGCUCAGCCACAAAGCCGUCCAGACGUCCAGCAGUCCCCUUCAGAGCGCCCGGGCUCGGCGCCGUCCGUCCAGCGCCGCUCCGUUGGACCUCACCGUGGUUCUGGAGGACGUCCAGCAGCCCGAGUACAAGGCGCUUUUCAAAGAGAUCUUCACCUGCAUCCGAAAAAGCAGGGAGGACCUCGGCGAGAACAGGCGGCCACUGGUGGACGGCGUUCCGCAGGGCUCUGCCUAGAGAUCUGUGAAAAAACGCUGAGGGUGCUUUUUAAUAGAAACACACAGAGCAAGCACAGUGAUGAAAGCACACUUGCUUAUUUGCGUCUCAGAUAUUCUGCAGUCCUCCCACAAUAUCUCCUGCCGUGUUGAUGCACCCGUGCUUCUGUCAGUCUGCACUGUUCCUUUUUGUUCUGUUCUGGUAAAUGUUUUCAGACUUGUUACAUGAAGCAGCUAAACUAUUUAAGGGUUUAUACGCAAACAUGGGAGGUAAUUUUAGAUUGGAAAUAUUUAUAGUAAUAUUUAAUUAUAUAAUAAUUAUAAAUAAUUAUAGUAUAUUUAUAUAGUACUUUCAGUCACUAUGUCUAUUCUACAACAGUAUUCAGUUAAUCGCGACCAGUUGCCUGCACCAGAAAUGUUGAGUAUUGUUUAUUGUUAGAGACAAGGCUGAUGUAUGUGACUUACGUAGAUGGAUAUGAAGCGGAUGUUGAGAUGUUGUAAUAGGUUGACAAACUGUAGCUGUGUAAUAACUGAAUGCUAUCGACAUUCAUAGAAACAGGAGCUAGUUUGCGUUGGGUUUCAUAAGAGUGGCAAUAGUAAGUUAAGGCUCACUGGUGAAAAAUAUUAACGGUCUCUUUGUGUCGUCACAUCAUGUAAAGCUCAAGCUCUGCCAAGUGUCUUUAUGCCAGUAUGGUUCUGCACUUUUUAUGACUGAAUGUGUAUAUUUAUUUUUUGACAGACGUUUCAAAGACUUGCCUGCUAUUUAUUGACUUUGUUGAUGAUGGUUCAAAGCACAUUAGUCAGUGUAAUUACUGUUACACAGUGGAAAAAGAAAGUGAGUGACACCAGCUUUUUCUCACCCACUUCUUCCCAUCUAUGCAACAUAAGUUGUGUUGACCUUGAUUGUGUGAAUAACUGACUAUAUUUCAAUAUUUAUUUCUGACCUUCUACUGUUGAUGUGCUCUGUAUUCCAUUGGUCACUGGUGUUAAACGCAUUUUUGCUUGCAACUAACUAGUAAAUUCUACUGAUGCAUGA
Betta splendens (Siamese fighting fish) is the source of this 2654-nucleotide messenger RNA. RefSeq names its product cerebellar degeneration-related protein 2a (gene cdr2a). Lineage: Eukaryota; Metazoa; Chordata; Actinopteri; Anabantiformes; Osphronemidae. The record is from RefSeq and is a predicted model, not a curated record. Bases 273 to 1640 code for a protein of 455 amino acids. The transcript has 7 exons.